Molecule: messenger RNA, 2165 nt
Organism: Brassica rapa (field mustard)
Lineage: Eukaryota; Viridiplantae; Streptophyta; Magnoliopsida; Brassicales; Brassicaceae
Source: RefSeq, a predicted model, not a curated record
CCGCCUCAGAUAUAUCACAUUCUUUAUCCAAUCAACGUCUAAAAUUUUUUUUUUUUUUUUUUCAACGUCUAAAAUUUGAGAAAACCAUUUGUCCUUUUCUUUCUUUUUAAAAGGUCAGAAUCUUUUAACUAGUUUAUUACUUUAUUUAUCUGAUUAGCUUUAUAGAAAAAUAAUAAUAAUAAUUGUUUAUGUGCAACUGGUAUCAUGGAAUAAUAUUUCUGUCCAACAAUCAAUGAGGAUCAGUUGUAUCAAAGACAAUUUGCGUCUUCAUUCAAAUAAUUGAAAUUAAAAAAAAAGAAACAAUUUCACCAAUGAUUAUAUAGUGGAAUUCCUCAACCAUACAAAUUACCAGCGUCCAAUCACAAGGCAUCACUUUGUCAUUUCAAUAAAGUAAAAUUUAUAAUUAUACUAAAAUAAAGAAAUAGUGGAGCUAAAAUAAUAAAUUUGCCAGAAGUUUGGACUUGAAAAUAAAUAAAAGUUUCACACAAAAGAAGAGCUUUUUUUGGCAUAUCCUCACAGAGAGAGAGAAGAAGAAGCUGACCGGAGAAGACGAAGCAAGUUCGAAACUUUCGUCUGUGAGUUUUACUUCCUUUCCUCCUUUACUCAUCUCCCACAUUAGCACGCUUAGUAUUCUCCAUCCUGAUCUUGAUUCCACCGCUAAAGUCUCGACCUUUUUGUACAGUCACUUGAGAUUUCGCAUUCAGGAAUCGAUUUACGGUGGUGGGUGUGUGAGUAAUGGACGGGAAGCUUCCUCAAGGAGUUGCUGUUCGUGGUGGAGCUUCUUCCUACGGAGGAUUCGAUCUUCAAGGCCCCCUGAGCCAGCAUCUCCAAGGUCUUCCCUUUACUAUGGUUUCAGGACAAACCUGUGGUCAUCACUUGUCUGAGCAGCAUAAAGGCGAAAGAGAGAGUGAUGAUGAUGAACAACCAAGUUUCAACGAGGAAGCAACUAAAGGGUCUCCAUGGCAGCGAGUGAAGUGGACUGAUAAGAUGGUGAAGCUGUUGAUAACCGCUGUGUCUUAUAUAGGUGAUGACUCGUCUAUGGAUGGUGGCGGUAGAAGAAAGUUUGCUGCUUUACAGAAAAAGGGCAAGUGGAAGUCUGUUUCUAAGGUUAUGUCUGAGAGAGGCUAUCAUGUUUCGCCUCAGCAGUGUGAGGAUAAGUUUAAUGAUUUGAAUAAACGUUAUAAGAAGCUUAACGAUAUCCUUGGAAGGGGAACUUCUUGUCAGGUUGUUGAGAAUCCUAAGCUUUUGGAUUCUAUUGGGUAUUUGAAUGAUAAGGAGAAGGAUGAUGUAAGAAAAAUCAUGAGUUCUAAGCAGUUGUUCUAUGAGGAGAUGUGUUCUUACCACAAUGGGAACAGGUUGCAUUUGCCUCAUGACUUUGCUUUGCAGCGUUCGCUUCAGGUGGCGCUUAGAAGCAGAGAUGAUCAGCAUCGAGUUGAGGAUCUUGAUGAUGAGGAUCAUGAUGGGGAAGGUGAUGAGCAUGAUGAUGAUGUUGACCAUGGGGAUUGUAGGGUUGUUGGUGGUCCUUUGAAGAAGGCGAGAGAGAGCCAUAGCCAUAGCCAUGAAGGUGUUGAUCAUCAGGGCCAUGUGAAUUCUCUGGAAUGCAAUAAGGUCACUUUGGCUCUACCUCAAGGUGGGGCUGAGAGUGGGAGGUCAGCUUCUGUUCAGAAGCAGUGGAUUGAGUCUAGGACUCUCCAGCUAGAAGAGCAGAAGCUUCAGAUUCAAGUUGAAUUGCUGGAAUUGGAGAAACAGAGAUUCAGGUGGGAGAGGUUUAGUAAGAAAAGGGAUCAAGAGCUAGAGAGAAUGAGGAUGGAGAAUGAGAGGAUGAAACUUGAGAAUGAUAGGAUGGGACUGGAGUUGAAACAAAGGGUGCUGGGUGUUGAGUUAUAACGGAAUUAGCUUUUUGUGUUUUCUUUCUUGAUUUGUAUAUAGAGCUUCGCUAAAAUGAAGACUAGUUUUGUGUUACUGUAAGGUUUGUUUUUGAUUGAAAUGAUCUCGAGACUUUGAUGUGAGAGAUCAUUGUGGUUGCAUUCAGUGAUGAAUGUGGAGAAUGUAGUGAGGAAGGAUUUGGUUAGGAAAAGCACCUCUUGGUCUCUUUCUUCAUCAUUAUGAUGUACUAUUAUCUCUGACAUCUUAAUCCAAUAAUAUCACUUAUGUAUUUUUCACCU